AUGGCUGCCUCCUCCACCUCUCGCCUGAACCCCGCUGCCCCUUCAUUCGUCUCCUCUUCCACGCAUCUCUGCUCCCCGCCUCCUUUCGGCCUGCCCAUGGGCUGCCUCCUCCCACCGCCACCGCCGCCGCCGUGCUCCCUCGUCGGCGGGAUCGCUCCGAUGGGUCCUUCCGUGUUCCCGACCUUGCCAUGGCUGCAUGUCCCCGCUCCGGCGCAGGUGUUCUGCAGCCCACCCGCAUGCGUGGUACCUGUGUGUCCCAGCACGGUGCCGGCCUACUGCACACCUCCGCCGCAACCGCCCCUACCGGCGAGACGCUGCACCAUCAAGGAGAUUGCCGACGACGGCAGCGACGAGUCGCCCAAGGCGGAGAUGGAAGGCGAACCAUCCCCUCGCUCAGUCCUCACCGCUUGGAAGCCGGAGGCUGCCGCGUCGAAGCGCCAGAAGCCGGCGAAGGUGGUGCAUCCGGGGCCGAAGCUGAGGGCGGCGGUUCCGCAGCUCCCACACCUGCCUCGCGGGGUCGUGGGCAGCAAACCGGCCUUCAACCCACGGAGCGGCAAGACUUCUCUCAUGAUCUGCAACAUCCCCAACUACUUCUCGAAGCGCAGGUUGAUGGAGAUCCUCGACCAGCAUUGCGCCGAGGAGAACGAUAAGCUGGCCCAGCGCCGAAGCCGCCCCGUCUUGAGGUCGGAGUACGACUUCCUCUACCUCCCAGUCGACUUCAGGACAAGGUUCAACAAAGGCUACGCCUUCGUCAACAUGACGACGGCGCCGGCGGCGCGCCGGCUGCACGCGUUCCUCCACGGCCACAGCUGGGCCGCCGUCGGCUCCGGGAAGGUGUGCGAGGUGGUGCACGCCAAGCUCCAGGGUGUGGACGCGUUCGCGGCGCACUUCUCCGGCUCCAUGUUCCCCUGCGGCGAUGACAGGAAGGAGUUCCUGCCGGUGCGCUUCGGCCCGCCGCGAGACGGCACGCGGCCUACGGCGGAGCGCAUUAUCGGCACUGCAGUUCGUCCGCACAACCUGCGCUGA
Molecule: messenger RNA, 1026 nt
Organism: Lolium rigidum
Lineage: Eukaryota; Viridiplantae; Streptophyta; Magnoliopsida; Poales; Poaceae
Product: protein MEI2-like 6
Exons: 4
Coding region: 1-1026 (341 amino acids)
Molecular function (GO): nucleic acid binding
Source: RefSeq, a predicted model, not a curated record